Messenger RNA from Spea bombifrons (plains spadefoot toad), 4344 nucleotides. It is a transcript of the gene RPGRIP1, whose product is annotated as RPGR interacting protein 1. Gene Ontology annotation, molecular function: thromboxane A2 receptor binding. NCBI's taxonomy places the organism in Eukaryota, Metazoa, Chordata, Amphibia, Anura, Pelobatidae. The transcript has 24 exons. Gene Ontology annotation, cellular component: photoreceptor connecting cilium. The record is from RefSeq and is a predicted model, not a curated record. Bases 1 to 4014 code for a protein of 1337 amino acids. Gene Ontology annotation, biological process: retinal rod cell development; non-motile cilium assembly.
AUGUCUCGUACUGUGUUAAAUCCUGGGAAGCAAAGAUUUACAUCACUUGAAGAAACAGUCAGUUCCAGCAUUGCAAAGGCUAUGAUGAUCAGCCAGAGAGAAAUGCUGGUCCAUCUGCAGACCCAUCCUGAGUUGAGCUUACGAUAUACCAAUGGAUUUCUUGAAUGGCAGGACCCGCAAUAUAUGUUUUGUAUUUUAGAAAAGGAUUUAAGGGUUCGCAGACGAGUGUCAUUAAUCAGCAGGGAAGAGCUAGAAGACAAAUUUCUACACCUCCAUGAGGAGAACCUACUGCUCAAGGACUAUGCCAGAAAGCAAGAAGACAAAAUCAAGAGAAUGGCCACCAAAUUGCUACGUUUGACUUCAGAACUUGGACAGACAGGGGAAAGUAAAACAGUGAGUUCAAGGAGAGAUGGAAGAGAUUUAGAGGCAGAAGAGACAAUUGAAGAUCUGCAGGACCGUGUGAGAGACCUGGAGCGCCGAAAUGAAUCCUUAAGAAAUCGAUUGACUACAUACAAGCAGCGCCUACAGAUCCAAGAAGUAUGCCGACACUGUCCUUACAGCACAGUAACAGCAAGAAUCAACUCUGGUGUUAGGAGAAAUACAGCUCUGCCAGAAAAGACAAAGAGAGGUCUACGGGUGCAAGGACUCGAAAAAAGCAUCCCACACGUAUCUAUUGAAAGUUAUGGAGAUGCCCUCAGUGAUGAAGCCAGAGCAGAGAUUGACCAGCUAUUCCACGUUGUUGAAAGUCAAAACCACAAAGUUGAUGAGAGAUCCGCCAUGUUGUUGAAGAACACAGAGACUGCGAGGCACAAGUAUAUGAGUCUAGAGGUGCUGCACUCUCUUCAGCAAAUGCAGCAGGCUGAAGAUCACAGAGCUGUCCUCCGGGAGAAUGUGAUACAGAUCCGUUUGCAGAAGGAGCUGAGGGAGAAAAAUGCAAGUCUAUGUGCCCUCAGGGAACAAUUUCAACAACUUAAAGAGUCUUAUGAAACUGAACUAGAAGAGAAGCAAAAAUCUCUGAUACUGAGCAACAAGGCUGUCUUGACUCAGUUAGAGGACCUCAGCUCACAACUGAAAGAAGAACGGGCCAAGGUAGUGGCCUUGGAAUUAGAAAAGCAAAGUGUGCUCAACCUACAAAAGUCACUGUUGGAGUUCCAAGAGAGGGUUGGUGAUGUUGAAAAAGAGAAAGAACUUAUCAAACAGCAUUAUGAAAACCUACUCAAAAGUACUCUGGACUCUGAUUGCCAUACGUCUUGGCAGGAGACAGAAAAGGAAUUAAGGAAUCAGAUUUCUGACUUGGAUAACCAAAACCGCACAAUUAUGUCUGAGCACAUGCACAACAAAGAACGGGUCUUGCAUGAGAGAGAACUAAAUGAACAACUAAAGCGGGAGGUAUCUCAACUGCAGAUCCAACUCUUAGAGAAGAUUGAUGAAGUCCACAGGCUAGAGGAGAAAGUGUCAUCCAUUUUAUCUUCAAGAGCUACAAGAGAUCACCAGAACAAAGAAGAGACAUCUCACAGAAUGGCGACUCCUGAAAAGGCAAACUAUGUAAAGCUGACAGAAAUGAAUAAACCGGAGAAGAGAGGGGAUGAAGAAACAGGAAGGACCUGGGAAAUUGAGAAGAAUGUAGAUCAAACUAGAAAGGUAGAGGACACCAGGCAUAAAGAGACCAUGGACAAUGGAACAGAGAAAGAAGAAAAAAACAGGAGAGAAGAGGAGGAGAAGGAAAUGUUAAGGAAGAUUCACAGAAUGGAUGCAGCACAUGCUGAGACUAUCCUUGAAUUAGACAAGACUCGAGAAAUGCUAUUGUUACAACACAAAAUCAAUAAUGAUUAUCAGGAGGAGCUUCAGACACUGAGACUUAGAGCUGAAAAUGGAAGCAGAGAGAAAGAGGAGACAGAACAAGUCUAUAAAGCCAGGCUGCUGCAGCGUGAAUCCAAGAUCCAGAAGCUGGAGGCUCAGCUCAAGGACAUUGCAUAUGGGACCUAUCCCCCCCGAGCAAUCACAAAGGAGUCCCCUUCUUCUGAUGAGGAUAUUUCCUUUACUCCAGUCCUACACAGAGGGGAGACUCUUUUUGAGAUUCACAUUGGGGGCAUCUGUUUCUCACCACACGGUCUGAGAAGAGUUUGUGAUCCAGAGCCAGUCACCUUCUGCAUCUACUCUUUCUAUGACUUUGAGACACAUGCUACACCCGUUGUGAAUGGCGCACAGCCUCAAUAUAACUUCACCUCUAGUUAUGCGGUCAUUCCUAUUGGUGACUUCUUGCACUAUCUCAGGGUGGGGACUUUAACAGUUGAACUAUAUCAAGUCAUUGGGGGUGAACAUUGUGAACUGGCAAGGGCCCGAAUAAGUCUUGAAGCAACGCUGCAAAGCAGAGACAGAGUAUACAGAACCACCAUCCUUACAGAUACCAGUGGGGAAAUCAUUGGGGAAUUGGAUUAUUGGCUGCAUCUACACGGACCUCUCUCCCAGACUCAACAUUUACAGAAGCAGAGAAACAAAGCCAUCAGCUACCUUUCAACACACAAACGAGGGGCCAUGCCCAAGACCAUACUAUCAACGGCCACUGAUGGGCCUCAGAACGUGCUGAUCAUUCGGAUCUGGGGCUGUAAAAGGCUGUGGGGAGGACGCAUUGGUUAUCAACCCAGUCCUUAUGCAGUUUACCAAUUCUAUCAUCAUAAAGACCACACCACUUCAAUUAUACCCUGCAGUAGUAACCCCCAGUUUGGGGAUGAAGCCUUCUAUCCUUUGCAUCUCACCACUGACCUGGAGCGAUAUCUCUUGAAGGAACGCCUAUAUGUUUAUGUGUUUGAUGAUGAGGAGACACAACCUGGAGGGUACUUAGGGAAAGUAGAGGUGCCUUUGUUGGCUUUAGCACAAGGAAAAAGCAUUCAAGGUGAUUUUGCACUGAUGGAUCCCAAUGGAAAGUGUACAGGGUCAGCACAGGUCAGUUUGGAAUGGAAGUUUCCCUACCAGGCUCCUGGCAAGUACCUCUGGGAAUCCGUCACUAAUAGUCAAACACCUCCUGAAAAGCCACUGGAGGGAGCAUUUUCACAGAGUAAGUCUUUACAUCUUUCAAAGACUGAUUUAGGUAAGCCAAGACCACCCAAGUCUCGAAAGGUUGAAGAGAACCUGCAGUGGGACCAUCAUUUCAGAAAACGGGGGAAGAGUAACAAUGAUGGACAGGUGAAAAAACCAAAUGGCUUAGUAGCGGUGCAUCAGAGUGAGGAAUUUGAUAUGGAUGUGGAGGAAAUCACACCGGAGCCUGAAGAACUGAAAAAGCACAUGAUGGAAGAGGAGCCCAAUGAAGUCGAGCACAGUAGCUCAUUGUAUCCCAACAUAGGCAAAGAAGAACCCCAUCUACCUCUGCAGUGGGGUGAGCAGGCCACCGAUUACAGUGAUUCACAAAGCACAGAAAGCGAUGACAUCAUCAUUAUUGAGCCACAAUUUCCACGCAAACCUCCUUCUUCAAGAAUUCGUGUGGAGAUAGCUUCUUUGACCUUAGAUCCAUAUUCAGAGGUGGCUUCCGAUGAGAGCGUUCAAAGGGUUUUUGUUGAAUUUUGCUUCCCCGGUGUGCCCCGAGAGGAAACCGAGACUCCUAUGUCACUCCGGAAACCCGGUAGAGGUGAAGAAAUAUACUUCCACUUCAGCAAAGUGAUCCACCUGGAUGGUGUGGAAUAUGCUGAACGUAGACAGUUCCUCUACAUGCUCCUUGAGGGAUCAGAUGAUUGUGGAGAGAGAAACAAGUUAAGGUUCACAGUGGUUAGUGACCCCAUUAAUGAGGAGCAGGAGGAAUGUCGUAAUUUGGGGUAUGCCUACUUAGGCCUACAGUUCUUGAUGAUGAGAUCUGUGGACAUUGUGGAAGAAACCCUGCAGAUUGUGGAUGUGAUGGAUCAAAGUCAAGUAAUUGGAGCACUUCGAGUUGCAAUAGAAGCAAAAGAUGCUGCUAGGACAGUAUACAGAGAGAAGAGAACAAAGCUUCAUUCUUCAUUGUCUUCAUCCCUUAACAGACACUGACUUUUUCAUUAGUUAUAUUGAAGCAAACCAAAAGGCAUAGGGAUACGUCUGAGAAAGCAUAUAUUCUGGUGCUUAGGUAUGAAGGGUUUAUUCACCAAAGGGAGAGUUGGCAGGAGAGUGUUUAACUCUCUCACUUCACUUAUUAUAAAAGGUCAACUCCAGCAAGUUUCUCGGGGUGAAGGGUUUGGGUGAUAAACCCCAAAAUGUGUAUUCCUUUUGUCUCAUGAUCAUGACAGCAUAAAGGUUUGGUUCCACAUGACCAAAAUAUUCUAUACGAUCUCUAGUAUGUAAGCAAAUAAAUGUAUUUAUACAACAAAAUCUUUUUAUAUA